CGGUGCUGCUUUGGUAUGAGCGGCGAUAGCUACGAGAUUACGAUGAUGUGAGACUUUUGGCCCAAAUUAAACAAGGACAGAGUGCGGAGGGCUUACAAAAGUUGCUGGCGCGAUGGGAAACUAAAAUAUAACCCUAAGGAUUUAAUUUGAUUUGUUUCGCCGUGUUGGAUUGAGCCUCUUUUGCUCGCAGUAGGCCGCAGAAUCCUCGGAUUGGAUUUUUUUCGCGAGCGCCAGAGGACAGCCAAGCUAUCUGGCAAGUAGCUUGGAGCCCCAUUUAACUGCGUGAUGUGCCAAUAUUCAUUUCGCUAUAUUUUUCAUUAUAUUAACUAAAACAUUUUCUCGCUGCUCCCUCACGCACAAUUUCUCGCGAUAGUCCAUGGAAGGCCACAGAAGCCUCGACCUGGGUUAAUUUCGUUAGCCUGGAGGACACCCAUAACUAACUGGAAAGUCGUUUUAAACCAGUUUAUGAACAUUAAACCGUAUGUCGUGCUAAACAUUUCGGAGCUGCAAUAUUUAUCUUCACGCAAGAGUAUAUUUUUUUCCGACGCGGUUGAAAGCUCCGCGAUGAAGCCAGCUCGCUCGAGCAAUGAAUGAAUGAGGUCGGGGGAGGGGGUGUGUGUGUGAUAAGAACCACCCGCUUGCUCCAUAACGUCACUUUUAAUUGAAAGAGUCGUCUUCCUCAUCUUCAUCGGCCUAUUGUGGGGCCGCUAAUUCGGGACUUGUUGGCCGCUGCUUCCCCGCGCAAGUGGCAGAGGAAUGCCGACGCUUGGAGUUGGCGGACGGCUGCUGUUUAGCAUGACGAGCUAAUGGAAUGCUAACAUUGAGCCCUGCUGGAAGAGAGCGGGGCGCCCGGCCGGAAGCAACUAAGCGUACAAGCAUUCGGACUACAUUGGGACACUGAGCUCACACAGCCUGGCCCGGUAUGGGGAACACGGUGUCGUGCUGUGUCUCCCCGGAGUCAAGCCCCAAGCUGCCGUCCAGGCAGCCGGCGGAGCGGCUGGAGGAGUUUCUAACCAGUACGGAAGUCAGCGAUGACAACAGCGCCCCGUACCUGCAGCACAUCAGCGACAGAGAAAUUCCUGACGAGCUGGCUUUAGAGUCCAACCCAUCGGACCAUGCUCGAGUCAGCACCAUCUUCCUGUGCAAGUCCCAGACGGACGUGCGUGACAGAAGGAAAAGCAAUCACAUCAAUCACAUCAGUCAUGUGUCUCCUGGGCCGCUGUCCAAGAAGUACAGCUCAUGCUCCACCAUCUUCAUUGACGACAGUACUGUCAGCCAGCCCAACCUCAAAAGCACAAUCAAAUGUGUCACUUUAGCAAUCUACUACCACAUCAAGAACAGGGACUCCGACCGCUCUCUGGACAUCUUUGACGAAAAGCUGCAUCCUCUAUCGAGAGAGGCGGUGCCAGACGAGUACGGCUGCAUGGACCCUGAGCACAAAGUCAUCUAUCGUUUCGUCAGGACGCUCUUCAGUGCUGCACAACUCACUGCCGAAUGUGCCAUUGUCACGCUUGUGUACCUCGAGCGCCUGCUGACGUACGCCGAGCUGGACAUUUGUCCCUCCAACUGGAAGCGCAUUGUGCUCGGAGCCAUCCUUCUGGCCUCCAAAGUCUGGGACGACCAGGCCGUUUGGAACGUAGACUACUGCCAGAUCCUCAAGGACAUCACCGUAGAAGACAUGAACGAGAUGGAGCGCCACUUCCUGGAGCUGCUCCAGUUCAACAUCAACGUGCCGGCCAGCGUUUACGCCAAAUACUACUUUGACCUGAGGCAGCUGGCCGACGACAACAACCUCAGCUUCCCACUGGAGCCGCUCAACAACCAGCGGGCGCAAAAGCUCGAGGCCAUCUCCAGACUGUGCGAGGACAAGUAUAAAGAUCUGAGUCGGGCGGCCAUGAGGCGGUCGCUCAGCGCCGACAACCUCAUCGGCAUACGAUGCUCCAACGCCAUACUCUCGUAAGACCACCAGAUAACCCCCCCCCCCCUCCACGUCAACAUUACUGCUGCCAACCCCGGUUUAACGCAAUUAUUUUUUAUACCUUCUAUUUAUGCGCAACUCACCCUGGUCGCAUGGGCGCCACUCUAAUGCCGUAUAGUCAUUACAAAACAGCAUCUUGUUGGGAAAACUAAAAGUCCACCUUUCCACAUCAUGGAAGAUCAGGAUUGACAGUAUUGUAACCCCGCUGUCCCAAAUAUCGUUCUCCAUUCCCAGUGAACAAACUACAAUUACAUUCAUGUAGAGCUACUGAAGGGGACUCGACGGCCAGAGGGAGAAAAAAAAAGUUGGUUUUGCUUACUAUGUAGGCUACUAGCUGUGAAAUGCCAUUUUUAAAUGGAAAACCCAUUUGCAGAUGGAGUAUUUUAAAAUAAACACUAAUCAUGUAUACA
Messenger RNA from Syngnathus acus (greater pipefish), 2388 nucleotides. It is a transcript of the gene ccnyl1, whose product is annotated as cyclin Y-like 1. Gene Ontology annotation, cellular component: plasma membrane. Bases 923 to 1960 code for a protein of 345 amino acids. Lineage: Eukaryota; Metazoa; Chordata; Actinopteri; Syngnathiformes; Syngnathidae. Gene Ontology annotation, biological process: regulation of canonical Wnt signaling pathway; regulation of cyclin-dependent protein serine/threonine kinase activity. The transcript is spliced from 11 exons. Gene Ontology annotation, molecular function: cyclin-dependent protein serine/threonine kinase activator activity; protein kinase binding. The record is from RefSeq and is a predicted model, not a curated record.